Salarias fasciatus (jewelled blenny) is the source of this 3441-nucleotide messenger RNA. It is a transcript of the gene ppfibp2b, whose product is annotated as PPFIA binding protein 2b. Gene Ontology annotation, biological process: neuromuscular junction development. Gene Ontology annotation, molecular function: protein binding. The coding region runs from base 192 to 3305 and encodes 1037 amino acids. The transcript has 28 exons. Gene Ontology annotation, cellular component: presynaptic active zone. The record is from RefSeq and is a predicted model, not a curated record. NCBI's taxonomy places the organism in Eukaryota, Metazoa, Chordata, Actinopteri, Blenniiformes, Blenniidae.
UGACAGUCGCGCGCAGAGCCGGAGGAGGUCGGAGGGUCCGCACGGAGCGACGUGCGCGCGCACGUGUAUGAGUGUGGGGAGAGGAGCCGCGCACACGCGCGCGUGUGUCCAAAACGUGGAUUUAAGGGAUUUAUUCGUUUCGAGCCUCAAAGGAGCCACACAAGUAACAACGUUCCAGCUCCUCGGGCCCGAUGCUUCCCGCCGUCGCCAUGGAGACGGAGGCCAGUCACAUGCUGCAGGCGGCGCUGGAGCAGAUGGACGACAUCAUCGCAGGCUCCAAGGCGGCGGCGAUGGACUGUUCCAGCAGCGUGUUGGACCUGGGCUCCGGCGGGUCCUGUGGCUCCGGCAGCUCCGGCGGACCCUGCGGACCCCUGCAGGUCCUCCAGCUGGCCGAAGACCUGAAGCUGGCCCUGGACCUGCAGCCCGGUCCGGAGCAGAGAGACAGUCUGAGAAACCAGCUGCCUGCAGGGACCGUCCAGACACUGAUGGACUGGCUGAGAGGAGAGGUCAACCUUUGCUCUCCGGCCAACAAUGAAACGUACCAGGAGCGACUGCUGCGACUAGAAGGAGACAAGGAGUCGCUGGUGCUGCAGGUGAGCGUCCUGACCGACCAGGUGGAGGCUCAGGGAGAGAAGAUCCGGGACCUGGAGAGUUCUCUGGAGGAGCACCGGCAGAAGCUGGCCUCCACCGAGGAGAUGCUGCAACAGGAGCUGAUGAACCGGACGUCCCUGGAGACCCAGAAGCUGGACCUGAUGGACGAGGUGUCCUACCUGAAGCUGAAGCUGGUCAGCAUGGAGGACACACACUCCAACACACACUCUCAGGACCCUGCAGACACACAGCAGAACAAAGCCCAGUGUGUGGUAAACCUCAUCAGUGAGCUCCAGGAGCAGAUGUGCAGGUUUCAGGAGGAGAUCAGCAGCCGCAUCCAGGAGAAACGGGCCCUGGAAGAGAGGGAGGUGCAGCAGGAGGAGGCGGGGGGCGGCCGGGUCCGGGUCCGGGUCCGGGACCGCGGCCCCCCGGUGGCGCCGGCCACCUCAGACCUGAGCCUGUCCAGCUCUGAUGUCCGGACCCUCAGUGGAGGACAGAGAGCCAACGAUCUGCUGCAGGAGACGAAGCAGCUGAGGAGCAAAGUGGAGGAACUGGAGGACGAGAAGAGCCAGAACGAGAGGAGGCUGAGAGAGACCAAGGCUGAAAUCCUGGAGCUGCAGCAGCUUCUGGCCUCCAGAGACGCAGAGAUCGAGUGUCUGCAGACGCAGCUGCUGGCCAGAGGGGGCGCCGGCGACCCCGCGCAGAGAGAGGAGGUGUAUGUCAAGCAGCUCAUUAACAAAUAUCAGGAAUAUCAGAGGCUCAAAGUGGGAAUGGAGUCUCUGUUAGCUUCAAACGAUGAGAAGGACCGGCGGAUCGAGGAGCUCACCGUCCUGCUGGCUCAGUACAGGAAGAUGAGGGAGGCGCCGGCGCUGACGCUGGGAAGCAGUGAGGAGGAGCUCAGCGGGAGUCUGAAGCUGCGAGCCAUCACUUACAGAGCUCAGUCCGACAUACUCCGAUCCGAGAUGUCGUCCAGAGGGUCGUCUCCUCUCAUGCUGUCCUCGUCUCCCUACCAGAGAGAUCUGGAAUCCAGUUUCCAGAACUCUGUGGAAGUGUCUCUAAUGUCUGCAGCUGAUACGAGUUUCUUCAAUGGAUCGUGUCCCCGGCGACGGCUGCUCUCCAGCAGUCUGGAGGAGCUGCAGAGCGGAUCCUUCCAGAAGGCUGUAGACCUCCAGCCUGUUGAGAGUCAGUCAGACGUAGGUUCAGAGGAUCCGCAGCCGGAGCUCAGCAGGUUCCAGACGCUGCCGGGGAAACGCAUCAGGGCGCCGGAGCGCCGGGCCCGGCCCAACGGGGACGACUGCGGUCUGGGACGCCAGGAGAAGCUGGACCAGAGCGUCCCGUCCGACCCGUCCCCACCGUCCUCAGGACUGGACUCCGGAGAACAGUCCCCCGUGUCCCCCGAGAACCGCAAGACCCGCAGAGGCAUCAAGAAGCUCUGGGGAAGGAUCCGUCGCAGUCAGUCAGGAAGUCCAGUCCAGCUCCAUGAUCCAGACAUGGGGGACUUCAGGCGGGGGGGCUUCAGAGCCACGGCUGGACCUCGACUGGCCCGUUCGGGCCGAACCAGGGACCUGAAGACCCCGUUCUCCGAGUGGAGCCCGGAGCAGGUGAGCGACUGGCUGGAGGACAUCGGGCUGGGACAGUACGCCGUCCUCGCUCGCCAGUGGGUGAGCGGCGGCCGGACGCUGCUGUCGGCCUCGCCGCAGGAGCUGGAGAAGGAGCUGGCCAUGAAGAACCCGCUCCACAGGAAGAAGCUCCAGCUGCGCCUCCGGACCGCCGGCGGCAGCGGCGGCGGGCGGCCCGAGAAGUCGGCCGAGCUGGACCACAUCUGGGUCACUCGCUGGCUGGACGACAUCGGACUGCCGCAGUACAAGGACCAGUUCAACGAAGGACGGGUGGACGGACAGAUGCUGCAGUAUCUCACUGUGAACGACCUGCUGUUCCUGAAGGUGACCAGUCAGCUGCAUCACCUGAGCAUCCGGUCGGCCCUGCAGGUCCUGCACCUCAACCACUUCGACCCCGACUGCCUGAAGCGGCGUCCGGGGAGCGAGAGCGGCGUCUCGCCGGGCGACGUGCUGCAGUGGUCGAACCACCGGGUGAUGGAGUGGCUGCGCUCCGUGGAUUUGGCCGAAUACGCCCCCAACCUGCGCGGCAGCGGCGUGCACGGCGGCCUGAUCAUCCUGGAGCCGCGCUUCGGCGCCGACGCGCUGGCGCUGCUGCUGAACAUCUCGCCGCAGAAGACGCUGCUGAGGCGACACCUCGGCUCCAACUUCAGCAGCCUGGUGGGCCCGGCGGCGGCGCGGCGCAAGGCCGAGGGCCAGGGGGCGCCGGGGAGCACGCUCAGCGUCACCGCCAAGGUCAAGCCAAAGAAGCUGGGCUUCCCCCACCUGGCCCAGCUGAGGAGGAGACGCCCGGACGAGUCCACGGACUACGUCUGUCCCAUGGACACGUCUCCGCCGGCGCUCAACGGCGAGCCGCCGCGGCCCCACGCCGCCUUCAGGGGCCUGAGCCCCAUCCUGGACCGGGAGCCAGACCGCCGCGGGGACCGGGACCGGGACCAGAUGGUGAUCACAGAGGGGACGGUCCUACAGAUUGAAGCUCUGUCUGAAAGCAUCAACAACCUCACAGUAAGAACUGCAGCUCUUCGUGACGCGUGCAGCGGAGCGGCUCUCAGGCUCCUGCAGGAACACAUGUUCGAUUCCUCAGACCAGAAACACUGAGACAAACUAGAGGACCAAUGAGCAUGAGACCAGCUGACACUUCCAGCUAUGCUUCAACGCUUUAUAACCAUGUUGUCUGUUGAAAAUGACUUCUGCUCAAUGCGGCAAUUCAAAUGUGAUUUUGUUUUCAGGAAAU